GUAACUUUGUACUGAAAAAGGAGACAAACCAUGAGAGAGACCAAUCAGACACAGGUGACAGAAUUCUUCCUUCUGGGACUCUCUGACAACCCACACACUCAGCAGCUACUAUUCAUCUUAUUCCUGGGAAUUUACCUUGUCACUGUGGUUGGAAAUCUGCUUCUUAUGUCGCUUGUACUGGUUGACUCCCUGCUUCACACACCUAUGUAUUUCUUUCUCUGCAAUUUAUCUCUGGCUGACCUCUGUUUCUCUACCAACAUCGCUCCUCAGGCCCUUGUCCACAUGCUAUCCAGAAAGAAAGUCAUUUCAUUCACACGUUGUGCAGCCCAGCUUCUAAUACAACUGAUUUUGGGAGCUACACAGUGUGCCCUUUUGGCAGUGAUGUCUUAUGAUCGGUAUGCAGCCAUCUGUAACCCUUUGCAUUACUCUAGCAUUAUGACUUGGAGGGUGUGUGUCCAGCUGGCUGCAGGAUCAUGGACCACUGGCAUUCUAGUGGCUGUUGUGGACACCACCUUCACACUAAUGCUACCCUACAGAGGCAGCAAUAGUAUUGAACAUUUCUUUUGUGAGGCACCUGCACUUUUGAGCCUAGCAUCCACAGACACCUGGAUUUCAGAGAUGGCCAUUUUCCUCAUAGGGGUUGUGAUUCUCCUCACACCUGUUUCCCUAAUCCUGGUAUCCUAUGGCCACAUCAUAGUGACUGUGGUCAGGAUGAAGUCAGCUGCAGGACGACUCAAGGCAUUCUCUACCUGUGGCUCCCACCUCGUGGUGGUCAUUCUUUUCUAUGGGUCAGCAAUUGUCACCUACAUGACACCAAAGUCCUCAAAAGAACAGAAAAAACUGCUGUCUGUGUUUUACACAACAGUGACCCCAAUGCUUAAUCCCCUCAUUUACAGCCUGAGAAACAAGGAUGUGAAGGGGGCUGUGAGGAAACUGGCUGCAAGGAUUUUUCCAUACAUGGUCUGAAAUUGUCACUGACUGUGAGGUCCACCUGGCUCUCUACUUCUAAGACUUGCUGAGUAGUUUCCUCAGCAAGACUAGAAUGGGGUAUGAGUGUCAUCCUGGAGCCUUUUCCAUGGACCCAACUCUCCAACCUUUAUCCAGCACUUCCUCAGUAAAGAAGAAGGACCAUAAUCCAUGGAGCAAUAGGAAGGAGGGCUUCCAUCUGGUUGGUCUUUCAGCACCUAAGGGUUAGGAAAUUCCCUGAGAAGCAUUCACAUUUUAUAAGCCCUGGAACCUGUGACAUCUACCUUAUUAAAUCAUGCUAUGUAUUAACAUCUAUUUAAUCCAGAAUGUACUUCAGUUUCUUUCCUUUAUGUUUUAAUAUUCCUUUGGAUUAUC
This is a messenger RNA of Phyllostomus discolor (pale spear-nosed bat), 1341 nucleotides long. Its product is annotated as olfactory receptor 2D2-like. Gene Ontology annotation, molecular function: olfactory receptor activity; G protein-coupled receptor activity. Gene Ontology annotation, cellular component: membrane. Gene Ontology annotation, biological process: G protein-coupled receptor signaling pathway. The record is from RefSeq and is a predicted model, not a curated record. The transcript has a single exon. The coding region runs from base 31 to 966 and encodes 311 amino acids. NCBI's taxonomy places the organism in Eukaryota, Metazoa, Chordata, Mammalia, Chiroptera, Phyllostomidae.